This is a messenger RNA of Aspergillus affinis, 2607 nucleotides long. RefSeq names its product nitrate reductase NiaD (gene niaD). Gene Ontology annotation, biological process: nitrate assimilation; nitric oxide biosynthetic process. The record is from RefSeq and is a predicted model, not a curated record. NCBI's taxonomy places the organism in Eukaryota, Fungi, Ascomycota, Eurotiomycetes, Eurotiales, Aspergillaceae. The transcript is spliced from 7 exons. Bases 1 to 2607 code for a protein of 868 amino acids. Gene Ontology annotation, molecular function: heme binding; molybdopterin cofactor binding; molybdenum ion binding.
AUGACGACUGUCACUGAGGUCUGGACGAAGGCACUCGUCCCGAGUGAUCUCUUACUCAAGUCGACCGCAAUCAAGGUCGAGGAGGAAGAGACUUCGAAUGUUGAUCUUCAAGAUAUUCCUCUGCCACCUCCUUCGAGAAGACCGAUGGAGGUGCUGAGUAUAGAUAAAAACACACCAGAUAAUCAUGUCCCUCGCGAUCCUCGACUUCUCCGAUUGACGGGUGUGCAUCCGUUCAACGUCGAGCCUCCUCUUACAGACCUUUACAAAGAAGGGUUCCUCACCUCACCGGAACUCUUCUAUGUCAGAAACCAUGGCCCGGUUCCUUUCGUGAAGGAUGACGAUAUCGCAAACUGGGAGAUCAGCAUCGAAGGGCUGGUUGAGAAGCCAUUGAUCUUGAACUUCCGUCAGGUCUUACAACAGUAUGACCAAAUCACAGCCCCGAUCACCCUCGUUUGUGCCGGCAAUAGGCGAAAAGAGCAGAACACCGUGCGAAAAUCUAAAGGCUUCUCGUGGGGUUCGGCCGCGCUGUCAACGGCCCUCUUCACUGGCCCUUUGAUGGCUGAUAUCCUCCGAAGUGCAAAACCACUGCGCAAGGCCAAAUAUGUCUGCAUGGAGGGAGCAGACAAACUGCCCAAUGGACACUAUGGGACAUCUGUCAAGUUGAACUGGGCUAUGGACUACAACAGAGGUAUCAUGCUUGCUCAUAAGAUGAACGGAGAGUCUCUUACCCCUGACCAUGGCCGUCCGCUGAGAGCUGUUGUCCCGGGUCAAAUCGGUGGUCGAAGCGUCAAGUGGUUGAAAAAAUUGAUCCUGACGGACGCACCAAGCGAUAACUGGUAUCAUAUCAAUGAUAACCGUGUCUUACCAACCACGGUUUCUCCUGAAAUGGCAUCAAGCGAUCCAAAGUGGUGGCGUGAUGACCGUUACGCCAUCUAUGACCUCAAUGUCAAUUCCUCCGUUGUUUAUCCGGAAAACAACGAAGAGUUAACCAUUGCUUCAGCGGGGCCAUCUUAUACCGUGAAAGGAUAUGCGUACGCAGGAGGUGGUCGCAGAGUCACGAGGGUGGAAAUUUCGUUGGACAAGGGCAAGACUUGGCGGUUGGCCGACGUCCAUUAUGCGGAAGACAAAUACCGUGAUUUCGAAGGAGACCUCUUCGGCGGGAAAGUAGACAUGUCCUUGCGAGAGACGUGUUUCUGUUGGUGCUUCUGGUCUCUUAGCAUCGCUAUUUCGGAGCUCGAAAACAGCGAUGCCAUUGUCGUUAGAGCAAUGGACGAGGCACUGAGUAUACAGCCGCGCGACAUGUACUGGUCUGUCUUGGGCAUGAUGAACAACCCUUGGUUUCGGGUCACAAUUACCAAAGAGAACGGCAUCUUGAAAUUCGAGCAUCCAACACAUCCCACCAUGCCCGGUGGCUGGAUGGAACGCGUUAAGAAGUCUGGAGGUAACUUGCUCAACGGAAACUGGGGCGAAAGACAAGAGGGAGAGGAACCAAUUGCUCCCGAACCCGUGAAGGAAAUUAACAUGAAAAAAGCUGGGUUGAAUCAAGAGAUCAGCCUGGAGAAAUUCAAGUCUCAGUCAAGUGAACAAAAGCCAUUGUUUAUCGUUAAUGGUGAAGUUUAUGAUGGCACGGGAUUCCUUGAAGGUCAUCCCGGAGGAGCGCAGAGUAUUAUCUCCUCUGCCGGACUUGAUGUCUCUGAGGACUUCCUGGCAAUCCACAGCGAAACAGCGAAAGCAAUGAUGCCCGAUUAUCACAUCGGAACAAUGGACAAGGCAUCUCUAGAUGCACUCAAGAACGACACCUCAUCAGGCUCGGACGAACCACGUGCAGAGUUCCUCCAGUCAAGGUCAUGGACCAAAGCAACUCUUGCGAAGAAAACCGAUAUAUCAUGGGAUACUCGCAUCUUCAGCUUCCAGCUAGAACAUGACAAGCAGAUACUGGGCUUGCCAAUAGGCCAACAUCUUAUGAUCAAGGUCUUAGAUUCAGCAGCAGGGAACGAAGCCAUCAUUCGCUCUUACACCCCGAUAUCCGAAACCGCCCAAGAAGGAACGAUGGACUUGCUGGUCAAGAUAUACUUCGCAAGCCCUACUGUUCCUGGCGGCAAGAUGACCAUGGCUCUUGACAAGCUCUCCUUGGGCUCGGUGAUCGAGUGUAAAGGACCGACCGGAAGGUUCGAGUACCUCGGAAACGGCCGAGUUCUCGUCAGCGGCAAAGAACGACAUGUCAACUCCUUUGUCAUGAUCUGCGGUGGAACCGGUAUCACGCCAAUAUUCCAGGUCCUGCGUGCUGUCAUGCAAGAUCAACAGGAUCCCACUACGUGUAUUGUUCUCGACGGAAACAGGCAGGAGGAGGACAUUCUUUGCAAGUCAGAGCUCGACGCAUUCGAGGCGUCUGACAGCAAUAGAUGCAAGGUGAUUCAUACUCUGAGCAAAGCUCCAGAUUCUUGGACAGGCCGUCGAGGGCGUAUUUCCGCAGAUAUCCUCAAGGAGUAUGCAACGUUUGAUGAGCAGAGCAUGGUGCUUCUCUGUGGACCAGAGGCCAUGGAGAAAUCCGCGCGGGAGAUUCUUCUGACGCAAGGGUGGGCAGAACAGAAUCUUCACUUCUUUUAG